This is a messenger RNA of Triticum dicoccoides, 1527 nucleotides long. Its product is annotated as galactose mutarotase-like. Gene Ontology annotation, molecular function: aldose 1-epimerase activity; carbohydrate binding. The record is from RefSeq and is a predicted model, not a curated record. The coding region runs from base 260 to 1267 and encodes 335 amino acids. Gene Ontology annotation, biological process: beta-D-galactose catabolic process via UDP-galactose, Leloir pathway; glucose metabolic process. NCBI's taxonomy places the organism in Eukaryota, Viridiplantae, Streptophyta, Magnoliopsida, Poales, Poaceae. The transcript is spliced from 5 exons.
GGUUCGAAUAGAUAGACACACGGUGCGAACUGUCCUCUGUGAACACUUCCGAGGCGGUUUAUCUAGCGAAGCUUAGGGGCUGUUUGGUUCAGAAGUCCUAGGAUUUUUUCUAAUCUCAGGGACUAAUAAAAAAGACUCUUCGGUAUAGUCUUUUUCUAAUCCCUGUAGAAAAAGUCCCUUCUGUUUGGUUUCUAGGGACUUUUUCUAGUCUCUGGGACUAAAAAGUGCCCGAACCAAACACCCCAAGCAGGCAGCAGCAAUGGCGGCCGAGCCCGAGAUCUGCGUGCUCUCCAAUGGCAGGAUCACGGCGAACAUCGCCAGCUGGGGCGCCACUAUCACCUCCCUCCUCGUCCCCGACGCGCAAGGGGAUCUCGCGGAUGUCGUUCUUGGGUUCGACACACUGGAGCCGUACUUGAAAGGCAUGGCGCCUUAUUUUGGUUGCAUAGUUGGCCGAGUUGCAAAUAGGAUCAAGAACAGGAAGUUUGAUCUGAACGGAGUUGAGUAUUCAUUGCCUAUCAACAAUGUGCCGAACAGCCUUCAUGGUGGAUUGAAGGGGUUUGACAAGGUUGUGUGGGAUGUUGUAGAGCGUAAAGAUGGCGAGUACCCAUCAAUAACCUUUCAAUAUGAGAGCAAAGAUGGCGAAGAAGGUUACCCUGGCGAUGUAACCGUCAGAGCGAUGUAUUCUCUUCCGGAGGCUACCACUCUAAGACUUGACAUGGAAGCUAUACCAGCUAACAAAGCCACUCCAAUCAGCUUGGCACAGCAUACUUACUGGAACCUUGCAGGCCACAACUCUGGCAGCAUCUUGGAUCAUUCGAUCCAGAUCUGGGCAAAGCACAUCACUCCAGUCAAUGAAAACACGAUUCCUACCGGAGAAAUAAUGCCCGUCCAGGACACACCUUUUGAUUUCACCACGGAGCACAAGAUUGGAGACCGCAUCAGCGAUGUUCCUGGAGGGUAUGACCAUAACUAUGUGUUGGACUCGGCCAAUGAGAAGAAUGGCUUGAAGCACGCAGCCAAGCUAAAGGACCCAUCGAGCUCACGAACUCUGGACCUCUGGACCGAUGCGCCUGGCAUGCAGCUCUAUACUGCAAACUAUGUGAAUGGCAUCACGGGCAAAGGUGGAGCUGUUUACGGGAAGCAUGCCGGAGUAUGCUUGGAAACCCAGGGGUUCCCCAAUGCCAUCAACCAGCCCAAUUUCCCGUCUGUGGUGGUGCAGCCUGGUGCGAAGUAUAAGCACACCAUGUUGUUUGAGUUCUCGGCAUGAUUAGAGAUGCUGCCGGCAGCUUAAAUGGCUGCAACUGCAAUAGUUAUAGAGUGGAAUAAAACGACCAGAAGAAAAAAGUCAAGUUGUAGUACCAAACAAAAAUAAAAAAGGUGUAGUGGCCAGAACUGAGUGACAUUAUCUCAUUCAGAAAAUCAUGUUCAAGGGUGUCUUAUAUUUUGGUUGUGUAUACUGUGACUGAGAAGAAUUGUUCACAUGCUUGCCAAAAUAUUGAAGGUCGUUUGCUUGAUUUGCAUGCUGAA